AUGGCUCUUGGUGAAAAGCUCCUUGUCGUAGGCAAUCUAUGGGAUCCAGAGUUGGAUUACUUUUGGAACAUCAUACCGUCGUCGCCGCCUCCACCGCUCUGUGGGAUUGACAUCGUCGCCUAUGCUUUGCAUCCAGAUGGACGCACCAUCUUCAUGUCCACCGCAUCUGCUACCCAUUCCGUGGACACCAGCAAUGGCUCCUGGAAGGAGCUUGGAGAUUGGGUGUUGCCUUUCAAAGGCCAAGCCUACUUCGACGACAACCUGGAUGCAUGGGUUGGGAUUCAUGGCAAGGAGGAUGGAUACAUUUGCUGCUGCCCGGUUGCCUCCCGCAGCAGAACCACCAGACGGCCGCCUGACUGCAGGAUGCUCAAUGAGAAGCUGUUCCUCCGCAACAGUGAGAAGACAUGGCGGAAGAAAGGCCGACACAUGAAGGCUACUCUUACCUACAUGGGCUACAGCAGAUUUUGCCUUGUCGAGAACAUCUUGCGUCGCGCGGAUGGUUUAGACAGCGUCCUCCAUGUCACCUUGUUUACCCUCAAGUAUGAUGGCAUGGGCGAGCUUCGGAACAAGGUUCACCCCUGCACUAGGUCCUAUGCAGUGUCCAAGAACACCCGCUUGUUCUCUCAUGCAGCAUUUUGGAUGUAAUUAGGACCUACACUCUUGUACGCAUUUGUGCGACCACACCGAGUGCCAAAGUUAUAGUGACCGAGCACCUCGGUGCAGCACAUCCUGGACGUCCAAACAUGCAUGUGGAUUAUAAACAUUCAGGUCAUUGUCCCCUGCCAUGCUCUCGUAGGCAUAGGUGUUAGGUUGCCUAGACGUAGCUACUUGGCACAACUGUUUUCUCCGGGUCCAGGCAUGAAAUGCUUCACCGAGCGUGGUUGGUUGGUACCCGACGCGAGACUCUGCGUCAUGGAGUGUUUCAGCUGGGCAGUCUUCUUAUCAGCAACACAGGAGCCACUUUCAGCCAUGGACGAGGCGAUGGAGAUCUGCGUCAUGGAGCGCGCUAGUGAUCCAUCCUUCCAAUCUUUUUCUUUAGUUCCAUUUAAGGGAUGAAGCACUUCUCCCCUGAAUAAUAGGUUUGGAUCGUAUCAAAAUUGUAAUCUCUUAUUUUCUGGAUCUACAGUCUACCUCAGAUUGAUGCAAUUCUUCGAUUCUGAGGAGGAGCAGGGAGGUGGAAGUAGACGAUGUAAUAGGCAGGUGGGAUGCCCGUGACAGGUAAAUACGGUAGGUGAAUGGUCUAUGAAAAAUUACAGAAGUAUUUUUGGCUUGACCUGACCAGGCUGCUCACUGUUCCCACUAUGUACAAUGACAUGCAUGUGUAGAUAAGGCUCGUACUGCUCACAUGCUCGCACUGCUCAUCCACGCCGCCGAUUUUGGGGUAUUGAGGUCCAAUUAGCACCUACAGGUCAGAGAGAAAGUUGUGAACAUAUUUUCAGAACCAGUGAGUAUUAGUGAAUGAGCUUGACUUUUUUAGUGCAAAAAGAAACUAAUAACUGGUACUUAAAAUAUAGCGCUUUUAGCGGACUUAUUUAAAUAUACAUGAUUAAUAUUAAUUGAAUAUCCAAAAUAUGCCUUGUAAUCUACUCCCCUGUCCCAUAAUGUAUGAAUGUUCUUUAUACUAGUGUAGUGUUAAAAACAUUAUGAUACUAUAGGACCAAGGGAGUAAAUCGUCGAAAAAGGAUUUCUCCCGCUUUGUAUUACAAAGCAACCAACCGAUACAGUCAACAGCAGGUGCUGGGGCGGAAGCAGCACAAUCACACCCAAAA
Hordeum vulgare subsp. vulgare (domesticated barley) is the source of this 1769-nucleotide messenger RNA. RefSeq lists its product as uncharacterized. Bases 1 to 645 code for a protein of 214 amino acids. Lineage: Eukaryota; Viridiplantae; Streptophyta; Magnoliopsida; Poales; Poaceae. The transcript has 2 exons. The record is from RefSeq and is a predicted model, not a curated record.